AUGAGCUGUACGUCACUGAUUAUGUGUGUUUUGCAUAUUCCCAACGCUGUCUGAAGCAGCAUUUACUGACAGGCUCAAAAAGAACAGCGGUGCGACAUCCUGCCAAGAAAGAGCGGUUCAUUGCUGCUGUAGUUACUCGUCGCUGUCCUGCUCACAAAGCGCAGCUCUGGUAUUCAACUUGACCUGACCUGGUGUAAUCCACAAAGUCAUUGUUGCUUUGGUCGACAAGGUCUCGACCGAUCACGUUCAUCUCUCUUCGUCCUCUCGAGGGCUCAUCCGCUCGCGCGACAGUUGCCACAGCGCGCUGGCCAAACCGGGGCAUUAGAAGAAGUGAAUGAUGCGGUGAGAAAGCAUUGUGGGAGGACUCAGUGGAUGACAAGCUGUUCACUGGGAUGUAGAGAGGCGAACAAAAUCGCACGGAAAAGCUCAGGCAAAACUCCAGCUACAGAAUUCCGACUUGUUUACCCUGUACCGGGAGCAGAGGAGCACCGUUGCGCAGUCUUUACGCACAACCAAAGAGCGGACUGUGGGGCGUCUGUCUGUCACCACCAUGUCAGCGGCAACAGCUUCUAUAGCAGAUGUGUCCAGGACUGAUUUUACAAACAAAGAUGACAGCCGUGACCGGAUUAAAUCAGGUCAGCCCCAGGCUCAGUGUGCACCCAUGCCACUGCCAGCCCUGGGCACCCAGAGGAUCAUCCAGGGCAACGGUACCAAUGUGGGCACAGUCAUUUCCCUGCAGUGCCCGGCCAAACACAAACUGAUAGGAAGUGAGCUGAUGUGUGUCAUGGGCACCAACAGCACCCACUGGGUGGGGGAGACCUACUGUAAACCUCUGUCUUCCUAUGGGGACUAUGGUUUCCGUGUGGCUGUGCUGGCAUCCAUUGUAAGCUCAGCCAUAAUAUUUUUCAUGUCCAUGGCCUUCAUCACCUGCUGUUUGAUUGACUGCAUCAAAGAGGACAAAAGGAAAAAGCAGGAGAGGGAGUCAGAUGUGUGGCAGUGGGAGGAGCAGGCCCAACAUCAGGAGGACAACAGGUCUCACUACAGCCAUAAAGGCAGGAACAAUAACAACAACACCCAGGAGAAGGUGCUUUCACUGUGGGACACCGGUAACCCACACAUUUGUGACAACAUGCAAGCCUGCAGAUGUCAUCAGCAGUACGCCUAUGCUCCUGUCUGCACAUAUGGCCCCACUCCUCCGCUUUCUGCUCUCCCCGGCCAUGACUACGACCAGCCUCUUUUACCCCGAAACCCUGAAUCCGCACAGAUCUCUGGUCCUCCACCUCAAUACUUCGGACCUUCUCAGUUGUCCUGUCAACCUACUGGCCCAGGCCUGGUCCAAAUCUCAGCAGUAGGGCCUGGUUUGGUGUGGCAGUAUGGAGGACAGCAGAGCAGUUUGUCAGAAUUGAACCCAUCAACCACAAAUGAGUCCAACACGAGGAAUAUAAACUCUGCCAAAGAAUUUUCCAUACGGAUUAUAUCAGUGUGAGGACACGUUACACAGGAGGUGAAUUCCAUCAGUCAAAAACUUGUUUACUGACCAAAUAUGUACAACAGUGUCAACUGUAUCGAUGAGGACUGUGCACAAGGACUAUGAGAAGUUGUCAUGAUUAUGUCUGCAGUUCUACACAAUAUGAAGGCUCUAUAGGCAUGCUGAUCUGACAGACUUAUGUGCCUUUUGUAAACUGUAAUGGCACACUGCCCUCUGUCUGAAAAGGGAAGCCAUUGCACUUUCAGGACACCAGCCUUGUUGGAUGGCACUCCCUUGUAAUUAGAAGGUCAAGGCACUUCCAUGCCCUUAAUUGAGCUUUUCAAAAACCAAUGUAAAAUGUUAUGUUGCGGUUAAAGUUAACAAUUAAGGUGUUUAUUGACAUAGUUCAUAACACACUGUAGGCGGCUGAGGUAGGAGUCCGAGAAACUCAUCUCAGGGCAGGAGAGUCCAGUUUGUUGGACGAGGAGAGCAGCUGGAAAGCACUGGCAAGUAUGUAAAUAUAAUUUUUUAAAGAAUGUAAAUAAAUUAAAGACUUCUACUGAUAACGAGUGAGACUGUAUUGCAAUGGAAGGAGUGCAACGGUGUACAUUUCCCUCUGAGGGACGUAUGCAAUUGUUUACAAGUCAACAUUAUGCGGCAGUAGUGCAUUGAUUUUGACUGUGUAAUAAUGUAGCUUACACACAUGAACUUCAAGUGAAAUGGUAAAGAAUGUAUUACUGUGAAGAAAAAACGCAACUUAUCAUUAUUAUUAUUGCCAGGUCUAAUUGACCCAUUGCAGUUGUCAUUAGUAGCCUAUAAAUGGAAGAAGGGAAUGAAAUAAAGUGAUAAAUGACA
Messenger RNA from Siniperca chuatsi (mandarin fish), 2323 nucleotides. It is a transcript of the gene susd3, whose product is annotated as sushi domain-containing protein 3. Bases 551 to 1486 code for a protein of 311 amino acids. NCBI's taxonomy places the organism in Eukaryota, Metazoa, Chordata, Actinopteri, Centrarchiformes, Sinipercidae. The transcript is spliced from 5 exons. Gene Ontology annotation, cellular component: plasma membrane. The record is from RefSeq and is a predicted model, not a curated record.